Prunus mume (Japanese apricot) is the source of this 1308-nucleotide messenger RNA. Lineage: Eukaryota; Viridiplantae; Streptophyta; Magnoliopsida; Rosales; Rosaceae. The record is from RefSeq and is a predicted model, not a curated record.
CUCACUUUUCCUAAAAUCCUCUAAGUGAAAACUCGCCAGCUAUAUAGCGUUCCACUUCAAGGCUUCACUUCUCAUCCUCUCUUCAACAAUCUUAUUAAUUUCUCCUUCUACACCUUCAACAAUGAAGCUUCCGCACCAUCCUUCAACAACAAUUUUCUCCUUCAUCUUCAUCUUCCUCUUACCCUCCUCAAUCUCAUCCCAAACCUGCCAAAGAUCCUGUGGCAAACUCCCCCUCAAAUUCCCAUUUGGCAGUGACCUUGGCUGCGGCGACCCGCGCUUCCACCAGCACGUGUCAUGCAGCCAAGGCAACCUCCUGCUCACAAUGCACACAGGCUCCUACCCUGUCACCAACAUAGACUACAUCAACAAAGUCAUGUACAUCUCAGACCCCUCCAUGUCAACAUGUUCCUGCACCCAACCAAGCAAAGGCUUUGGCCUGGAUUGGGACUCGCCCUUCUCUUUCCAAGAUGACAACAUCUUCGCCUUACUUGACUGCUCAACUUCUUCCUCCCCAAUAUUCCAAUCAAGCACCCUAUACACUGAUAAAAACAACAACUCCAAAGUGUCCCUAUGUGACAACCAAGGCACCUCAAUUUGCAGCUUCUUAUAUUCUUGCAGGGCCAUAAGCACAAUCAACCUCCCAAUCUCCACAUGUUGUGUUUACACGCCUGUUGAUCUCGGGCCGGCUUUCGAGAUGGACUUGCAGAAACUGCAUUGCAGUUCUUAUUCUGGGUUUUACAGCUUCAACGAGCGCCAGUCUGACCCUAACAGUUGGAAGUAUGGGAUUGCGCUCAAAUAUAAAUUCAGUGUGAAUAAUGAGUAUCCAAGUUCAUGUGCUAAUUGUGAAAUGAGCAAUGGGAUUUGUGGCUACUUUUCCGGCGGGGCUUACAAUUCUUUUUUAUGUAAUUGUCCAAAUGGGAUAAACACCACCAAUGAUUGUUACUUUGGAGCCAAUUAUAAUUAUGGUUCGAGGCUCUCAUCCUGGCAGAUUGGUACUUGGCUAUUCUAUUGCUUGGCUUGCCUGUUGAUUUCAGUUUGGUAGAUUUUGAAAUUUGAUAGGUUGGAUUUGAAAUCCAUAAGAAAUGCAAGAGUUGAGGUUUGACCUUCGUUUUAAUAAUAUAAGUACGUUUGAGAAUUUUCCGCAAUGUUUGUAGGGCAAGUGUGUGGAAGUAAUGAAAUAUUUUCCUUUCAUGAGAAUCAAGCAGAAGAGGAUAACAUGAUGGUGUAGGUUUGUGGGUCGUCAGCUGAUUUGUAUUUAGCACAACUUUUAAGCCCACCACAGGGAUUGACGUAUUAUAAAAACAAAAA